Eucalyptus grandis is the source of this 438-nucleotide messenger RNA. Its product is annotated as major strawberry allergen Fra a 1-3-like. The transcript has 2 exons. The record is from RefSeq and is a predicted model, not a curated record. The coding region runs from base 1 to 438 and encodes 145 amino acids. Lineage: Eukaryota; Viridiplantae; Streptophyta; Magnoliopsida; Myrtales; Myrtaceae.
AUGGUAGCAGUUACUCUCAAGGUCGAGAUCACGCAGCCGAUCCCUAAGGCCAAGUUGGCUAAGGCUUUUCUCGAAGCCAAGGGUUUCUUCCCCCACACCCUCUUGCCAGCCGUCACGAAUGCUGACAUCCAAGAGACAAUCUCUGUCGAAGGCAGACAGCGCAGGAUGGUGAGGCACACGGUUAAAGCGCCGGACCAGGAGCCCUUCCUCUACAGCCACUCGACCAUCCAUCGCGAUGAGCAGGGCAAAAUCUCCAAGGAAAUCAGCCAUGAGGUGAAGAUCGUUGCGUUGCCCCUGGAGGGUGGCUCGGUCUGUAAGUACGCGGGCAGGUGCUUCGCCGUCGGCCAAGGGGAUAUCACGGAGGAGGAGAUGAUCAGGGCCAUGAGAGAGAAGGCGUCCGUGAUGUUCAGGGCCAUCCAAGCUGAUCCGGCAGCUUAG